Messenger RNA from Conger conger (European conger), 4173 nucleotides. RefSeq names its product receptor-type tyrosine-protein phosphatase epsilon-like. The transcript has 5 exons. The coding region runs from base 1555 to 1950 and encodes 131 amino acids. Lineage: Eukaryota; Metazoa; Chordata; Actinopteri; Anguilliformes; Congridae. The record is from RefSeq and is a predicted model, not a curated record. Gene Ontology annotation, molecular function: protein tyrosine phosphatase activity. Gene Ontology annotation, biological process: protein dephosphorylation.
CUCGACUUCCCCGUCUUUACUUCUUUUAAUAGAAUCUUUUCCUAUCCUCUCCCAAUGGGUGGAGCUAGGGGCAAAAAAGAAGACCAGAAAAGAAAAAAGAAAAAUAAGGGAUUGGAAUGAGCCCACAGACUAUACCCAAAUAACCCAAAUAUAGCUCAAGUUUUACCAGGAUAUAGCCAGGUUAGUCUAGUAAAGCUUUCACUUUUCAACCAAAUGUAGUUAGGUUUUCAUCUGAAAGCCAAGACAACAUUUCACCGACUUUUUCACUGUGUCUUCAGUCGGUAACAUAGUUGUAGCUAUGUUCACUUAGCAUUUCUUCCAAGUCAUCAUUGCAUGUGUGUCAUUAAGAUGUCUCUACUCACUCACACUGACAACACAUUCAUACGUAAACCGCUCAACUGUCGUACCCAUAACAACCGUAUGACAACCGUACUGUACUGUCGUUCUCUAUAUAACAUCCCCCCCGCUCUUUAAAACCAAACCACAACCAGAUGUUUAUCUUGGAACCUGAGAAAGCAUUUUAAGUAUGUCGGAUGACGGCGUUGUGGUCGACCUUCCACUACCACAGGCUGUGGCCCAGCUCAAAUGCCCGAACAAAGGUCCAGUGGUGGAUGAGGAGGCUGAGGGCAUGGUGUAGGUUGUGGAAGACUUGGUAAGUGCUCAGCUAGAGAAAGACCAGGAGUGGUGGCUGGGGAGCUUUGAGAGCGUGGGGUGACCUGCGUUUAAGCCCAGUGAAAGAAGAGCCUGCUCCAUCAUCUUCUGCCCUGCUGGCCUCUGGCGGUCGUUCUACAACGACGACCAUUGCUAUAUCGAUGCUGCCUGCUAGCUAGAAUAUGUGAAGAUGAAGAUUCUAAAAUGACCUCAUCCUUACUUCGGUCAACAAAUUUGAUCCGGGCUCAAAAAUUAUACGGGUGACGUAAUGAACGGUCUAAAACAGCUGAUAGAACGUCCGUUGCUAUACCUAUGUUUGCAGCUCGACGAAGAGGUGUAGAUAUUCCGAAAAUGACCAAUUAAUUCUUCCUGGUUUAUUGGCCAUUUUCGCGAUCGUUUUAGUAAAUAAUGUCUUUUGCAUCCUUCAGCUAUGGGAAUAUGAGUGUGUGGGUAACUCAAGGUGGAUUACACUGAUUAUAUAAACUUUUUUCUGUUCUCCACAGAAAGACGUUAGCUAACGUAAGUAGUGCGCAUCAAACAAAAAUGGCUGCGGAAGGGGAAGACACUGAGAGAAAAGUUGACAGUUUGGCUGUUAAAAUGCUCUUUAAUCAAUAUAUUUGUUCUUACCCAGGUGAGCAGCUAAUCAGCUACAGUAGCUCGCAGCUUUAUACCAGAGUUAUACCAUUUGUAUGAAAAGGCAUUGGUGGUGGACAACAUUUAAAUUGAAAAUUAUUUAACAGUACCUGUUCUCUGCAAACAUAGUUUCAGUGUGCCUUCACCUUGUCUCACAGUGACACAUUAAAUUGAUCACCACAUCCUGAAAUUUCUUUGUGAUUAAUCACAAGUUCCUGUAAUGUUUUUUUGUGUGAAUCACAACUUCCUGUGAUGUUUUUGUGAUUGUUAAUGUUGGUCCCGCCUCUCUGCAGCGCUGGCGUGGGACGGACAGGCACCUUCAUUGUCAUUGAUCGACUUCUUCUCUUUUGUGUCCAGAAUACAAAGAAUCAGCGCUCUCAGAUGAUCCAGACUGAUAUGCAGUACUCCUUCAUCUAUCAGGCCCUGCUUGAAUACUACCUCUACGGACACAUAGAGAAGGACAUAUCCUCUCUGGAGGGCCACCUGCAGAAGCUCCACAACACGCUGGUGUACCGGACUGGGCUAGAGGAAGUGUUCAAGGAUGAAGAGCUGUGGUGCUUCCGAGAUUUUAACCCUGGAGCCGAGCAUCACUACCUGGUUGUACCGAAUAUCCACAUAGACAGCUGUAUUUCACUCACGAAGGAGCAUGUGCCCAUGGCUUGCUGAAUCUUCCAUACCAGACCCUACGUCAUGUACUGUGUAAGCCUUCUUGCGCAUGUGCAUUUCAACAAGGUAAGUCAGUCACUUGAUAAAAGAAACAUACAAUUCCAGAAUGGCCCUAUGGGUUAUUCUUUGUUACAUCUUAAAAAGAUGAUUACUGAGGCCCAGACCCAGAUGAUUACUUGUAAGGGCUUCAGUGAGUCAGGUGAGUAUAAAUCCAGGGCUGAACUUUAUUCUGAACUCCAUGCCUUCUGAAGUAUCCAAAUGCAGUGGCUGUUCUGGCUGGUGUUAACAGCCAUGGGUUCCUCUGAACAGUUGUCCAAGGAUUCCAGAAUGAAGAUGGUUCGUUUCCACCAAGAAGAAAAAGGCUACAAAAACUCUCAAUGUUUCAAAUGACCUAAUUCCACUGUAAGAAACAUUAGAAAAUAGGAGAUAAAUGGAACAGUUGAAGUCACGGUCUGGAAGACCAAGAAAGAUUUCAGGUAGAAUGGCCUGGGAUGUGGUGAGAAAUACUCAGAAGAACCCACACUUGGAGGUGGAUCCAUUAUGCUUUGGGGUUGUGUGGCAGCUGGGGGCACAGGAAGUAUUGUGUGAGUGGAAGGAAGAAUGGAUUCCACCAAAUAUUAAGAUAUUUAUAGAGGCUAAUGUUCAAAGGUCAGCCCAGACAUUUAAUCAACUCAACUGGGGAUGGGCUGACAACCAACCGUACAUGGUAAAUGGUUGGCAUUUAUAUAGCGCCUUUAUCCAAAGCGCUGUACAAUUGAUGCUUCUCAUUCACCCAUUUUACACACACUCACACACCAACAGUGAUUGGCUGCCAUGCGAGGCACCGACCAGCUCGUCAGGAGCAUUUGGGGGUUAGGUGUCUUGCUCAGGGACACUUCGACACUGCCCGGGCGGGGGAUCGAACCGGCAACCCUCCAACUGCUCUUACUGCCUGAGCCAUGUCGUCCCACAUGACUGGGUUUGUGGAGGACACUUUCUUUCAGAUUACAGCAGUGCCAUCAGCUCAGAAUUGGCAGAAUCCAGUGGGACCCAGGUACACCUAUCUACUGUGCAAGUCUGGUCAGAGGUGGUCUUCAUGGAAGAAUUGCAGCCGAAAAGUCAUGCCUCCGACAUGGAAACAAGGCCAAGCGACUCAACUAUGCACGAAAACACAGGAGCUGGGGUGCAGAAAAAUGGCAGCAGGUUCUCUGGACUGAUGAGUCAAAAUGUGAAAUAUUUUGCUGUAGCAGAAGGCAGGGCUGGAGAGCGGUACAAGAAUGAGUGUCUGCAGGCAACAGUGAAGCAUGGUGGAGGUUCCUUGCAAGUUUGGAGCUGCAUUUCUGCAAAUGGAAAAGUACAGGCAGAUACUUAUCCAUCAUGCAAUACAAUCAGGGAGGCAUCUGAUUGGCCCCAAAUUUAUUCUGCAGCAGGACAACGGCCCCCAACAUACAGCCAAUGUCAUUAAGAACUAUCUUGCAUAAAGCAUAAAGAAGAACAAGGAGUCCUGGAAGUGAUGGUAUGGCUCCCACAGAGCCCUGAUCUCAGCAUCAUUGAGACUGUCUGAGAUUACAUGAAGAGACAGAAAUAUUUAAGGCUGCCUAAAUCCACAGAAGAACUGUGGCUAGUUCUCCAAAAUGUUUGGAACAACCUACCAGCCGAGUUCCUUCAAAUACUGUGUACAAGUAUACCUAGAAUCAUUGAUGCUGUUCUGCCCUCAGAAUUAUUUUCACAAUUUAUGAUGUUUUAAGUCAUUAAUGUUGUAUUAGAGUAUUUGCAUCACACACACUCAGUAACAGUUCUACGGAGAACCGGACCUUUAUUUUGAAGUGUGAUAGCGGGUUGCAUGUUUGUUUAUAUCCCUAGUAAUGGUAGCUACUGCAGCAGAAAGAUAUGGUCGCUCACAUGGUGAACAUCGUCAACUUUCUCACGCUCACGAAAGCAAUGGCUGUAAGUUUCACACUGUGUUUCAUGAUAUAAACAAACAUGCAUACGUAGCAUAAACUUGUAUAAGGUAAAGUUUGAUGGUUUAUUCUACUGGAUAGUUAUCCGUCCGUUAAUCAGUUAAUGUAAUGUGUGGACUCGCGUGUACAUGCUAGCAAUUGAUAGCAGGCUAGUCUAUUGUUUAUGUGAACGGGCUCAUUUUCGGCACGUAGUUUACGUUCAUAUAUUAAUAGCUGGAUGCAAUGCCGAUUAUUAGUAUCGUAAUUUGAUGUACAAGACAACUGAUUUUCUGUAUUAUUUCUG